GAAGAGAACGGAAUAGACUUUAAAACAAAUUUGUUAAGUUAAACAGUUAAAGUUUAAAAUGUCUAAAAAAGAAUACUCGGUGAGCGGUCCGAAUUUUGAGCAGUAUAUCGUGUGCCCCUACGAUAGCGUCCAUCGCAUAAUUCCGGUUCGUUUAUCCUAUCAUUUGACCCGCUGCGCGAAGAAUUUUUCCUCAAGCAAGAUGGUCCGCUGUCCAUUCAAUAGCUGCCAUUUACACUCUGUUUGGGACAUGCAGAAACAUGUCAUCGAGUGCCCGAAUCGGUCAUCCCUAGAGCGCUACAAGUUGCCGGAUAUGCUGCCGCCUGUGGAACCUCGUCCUAGAGAUUUUAUUAUUGAAACCACGGAGGAUUGGGAUGCCGAGCCGCCGGCCCCCACUUACAAUCCCCGAAAAUACUGCGAAAAGGAGUUAAUUAUCCGGAAUCCCCAGGGUAAUCCGCCGGCCGCUCGUCGCGAAUUCCGUGAGCGCGAACGCAGGCGCUUCAUCGAAAAAAAUUAGUUAUAGUACUCUUGUUCCCAAACAUACAUAUAUAUAUAUAUAUAUAUAUAUAUAUAUAUAUAUAUAUAUAUAUAUAUAAGCCUCUAAUACUAAGCCACUUUAAGUUAUUUACACACAUACAUACAUAUGUAUGUUUGUGCAUAUGUAAUCGAACACAUAUUAAGAAGAAGCAUUCGUCAGUUUUUUUUUGUUUGCGUUGCUCAGCAAUUUUUUUGAUUACCUAUUUCUAAGAAAAAAUUGGAAACUUCGAAAGGAAUUCUGGGAAAUAGUUUAAAAUAUAAAUGCAUAAGAAUAUAAUGUAAAUUAAAAAGUUUUUAGUUAUUAAUUUUUUUUCUUCUCACUUUGCUCACGAAAUACUUUGUUAUUGAUUAAAACAUACAUAUUAUUCUAUCAAAUCACAUGUUCUCUAAAUUUUAUUAUAUGAAUAAAACUAUGUAAAUAUUCUCUAAAGCACAAGGAA
Molecule: messenger RNA, 974 nt
Organism: Drosophila elegans
Lineage: Eukaryota; Metazoa; Arthropoda; Insecta; Diptera; Drosophilidae
Product: gametocyte-specific factor 1 homolog
Exons: 2
Coding region: 59-514 (151 amino acids)
Source: RefSeq, a predicted model, not a curated record